CCACACCCACACCCAAAUCUCAAUGAGUACAUAAUAUGAUAUAGUGACUUAUUUUUCAUCAUCGAAUCAAACACAUGUAUUUACACCGACUGAUAUUAGUUAAUUUGAUAUGUAAAUGAAGAAAAAAAAAUUUAAUUGUGAUUUAAGUAUUUUCAAAGUUUAUGUUAUAAUUUUUUGUUUAGAGCGAAAUGUACAGUUAUUGUUCGUUUACUAAAUUUUAUUACAGCAUUUUGGUCUAAAUAUCCACAAGAUACAAUGCGAUCUAUUGAUAGUUUAUUUUAUAAUAAUGAUUUAACAAAAUUAAUUUUAACUUGUGUAUUUAAUCCAACACAAUUAGGAUUUGAUAUAAAUAAUGAAGAAAUUAAUAAGAAAUUACCUGAAAGAAUUCUUACUUUACUUAAAUCAAUGACAAUUCAUCUACCUGAUCAAUUAUUACAACCAUUCUAUGAUAUUGCAUUAGAAAUGACAAAAACUGAUGGACUUUACAAUUUAACUAAAGAAUUAAAUCAAAAUCCAAUUCAUUGGUCAUUAAUAUUUACCAUAACUCGUGGACAUCGUCUUUUACAUGAUGUUCGAUUACUACCUAAACCGAAUCAACCUGAAGAAUGUGCAAAAGAAUUAUGGACAACAAUGCUAUCGAAAAUGAUUACUCAUGAAGAAAAUUUCGAUAAAGCAAAUCUUGUUUUAAAUGUCGAUACUCAACGUGGUUUACAAUCUCUAUUUGAUUAUAUUAUUUAUUUAGGCAUUAAGCCAAAUGAAGUUUUACCAUAUUUUUUUCAAUCAAAUCGUAUACAUACAGAUUCUGGUAUGACAACAAUGGGUACAUAUUUAUUAACAUUAUUUAAACAUCAAAUAACAAGUUGGCUUGGUAUAACACCACAUUUUAUAAUUGAUAAUGUUGGUGAAAUAAAUUCUGUUGAACAAUGUCGUCCAAUUGUUGCAUUUUUAAGUACUGUUCUUGAUUUAUGUAGUCGUGAAAAAGAUAUUCGUCAACAAUAUGGUCGACAAUUUAUUCAUGGUAUAUAUACAUGUUGGCCACAAUUUUCUUCACUUUAUUAUUC
Rotaria sp. Silwood1 is the source of this 1061-nucleotide messenger RNA. NCBI's taxonomy places the organism in Eukaryota, Metazoa, Rotifera, Eurotatoria, Philodinida, Philodinidae. The record is from the annotation of a GenBank genome assembly.